Messenger RNA from Nycticebus coucang (slow loris), 3224 nucleotides. Its product is annotated as cocaine esterase-like. Gene Ontology annotation, molecular function: carboxylic ester hydrolase activity. The coding region runs from base 86 to 1765 and encodes 559 amino acids. The transcript is spliced from 12 exons. Gene Ontology annotation, cellular component: intracellular membrane-bounded organelle. Lineage: Eukaryota; Metazoa; Chordata; Mammalia; Primates; Lorisidae. The record is from RefSeq and is a predicted model, not a curated record.
CGGGCCUGGGCGAGGCACUUCUAAUCCGCCUCUGGGUGGAGAGCAUCGCGACCUCGGGCAGCGCAAAAAGACCUGCGAGCUGACCAUGCGGCCGGACCAAAUUCGGGCACAGCUGAGCGCGGUGGCCUGUGGGCUCCUGCUUCUCUUUGGUGUUCAGGGUCAGGACCCUGCCAGCCCCAUCCGAACCACACACAUGGGGCAGGUGCGGGGGAGCCUCAUCCACGUGAAGGGCACUGACGUGGAGGUCCACACUUUCCUGGGAAUCCCCUUUGCCAAGCCACCUGUAGGGCCACUGCGGUUUGCACCUCCUGAACCCCCGGAGUCUUGGAGUGGCGUGAGAGAUGGGACCUCCCACCCGGCCAUGUGUCCUCAGGAUCUCACUGCAAUGAAUGAAGAUUUUCUGACCACGUUCAAUAUGACCAUGCCUUCCAUCCCCAUGUCCGAGGACUGUCUGUACCUCAGCAUCUACACACCUGCCCAUAGCCAUGAGGGCUCUAACCUGCCUGUGAUGGUAUGGAUCCAUGGUGGUGCGCUUGUCAUGGGCAUGGCUUCCAUGUAUGAUGGUUCCAUGCUGGCAGCCUUGGAGAAUGUGGUGGUGGUCACUAUCCAGUACCGCCUGGGUGUCCUAGGCUUCUUCAGCACUGGAGACAAGCACGCAACUGGCAACUGGGGCUUCCUGGAUCAGGUAGCUGCUCUACACUGGGUCCAACAGAAUAUCGCCCACUUUGGAGGCAAUCCAGACCGUGUCACCAUUUUUGGCGAGUCUGCAGGUGGCACAAGUGUGUCUUUGCAUGUUAUCUCCCCCAUGUCCAAAGGACUCUUCCAUGGUGCCAUCAUGGAGAGUGGUGUGGCCCUGCUGCCUAGUCUCAUGGCCAGCUCAUCUGAUAAAGUCUCCAUGAUGGUGGCCAACCUGUCUGCCUGUGACCAGGUUGAUUCAGAGGCCCUGGUGGGCUGCCUGCGAGGCAAGAGUGAAGAGGAGAUUCUGGCUAUUAGCAAGGCCUUCAAGAUCAUCCCUGGCGUGGUAGAUGGGUCCUUCUUGCCCAAGCAUCCUGAGGAGCUGCUGGCCUCAGCUGACUUCCAGCCUGUCCCCAGCAUCAUCGGGGUCAACAAUGAUGAAUAUGGCUGGAUCAUCCCCAAGAUCAUGGGCAUCUAUGAGCCCUGGAAGGAAACAGACAGAGAGGCCUGGCAAGAAAUUCUGCAGAAAACGUCCCAAGUGUUGAUGUUGCCGCCUCCUGAGAUUGGUGACCUGUUGUUGGAGGAGUACAUGGGAGACAGUGGGGAUGCCCAGACCCUCCAAGCCCAGUACCAGGAGAUGAUGGCAGACUCCAUGUUCGUGAUCCCUGCACUCCGAGUAGCACAUUCUCAGCGUUCCCACGCCCCUGUCUACUUCUAUGAGUUCCAGCAUGAGUCCAGCUUCUUGAAGGACGUCAAGCCACCUCAUGUGAAGGCAGACCAUGGGGAUGAGAUUUUCUAUAUUUUCAGACCCAUUAUGGGGGACAACUACAUUGAAAUCACUGAGGAGGAAGAGCUGCUCAGCAGGAAGAUGAUGAAGUACUGGGCCAACUUUGCUCGAAAUGGGAACCCCAAUGGCGAUGGUCUGCCCCACUGGCCCGUGUUCGACCAGGAGGAGCAAUACCUGCAGCUGGACAUACAGCCCACAGUGGGCCGGGCUCUGAAGGCCCACAGGCUGCAGUUCUGGACGAAGACCCUGCCCCAGAAGAUGCAGGAGCUAAUGGAGGCUAAGGAGGAGCACACAGAGCUGUAGCUGCCCGUGUCAGGGCACGAGUGCCAUGGGGGUCUGACUGAUGUGCCCACACACAGCCUCCAAGGAGCUGCACUUCAUUCCUUCACUCACAUGGCCAUUCAUUCAUUCUUCCAUCCAUCCACUCAGGAAACAUUUAUUAAGAACCUGCUGUGUGAUCUAGCUGUCAAGCUACCUAGGCAUCCUCUCUGUACAAAUACUCAAUAAAUCCUCCCACGAAGCUGGGGAUGGACAAACCCCUGGGAAACCCACCUUCCCCCAUGCUCCACUGGGCUCUAGGCUCUUCCCUUUCUCUCUUCCACUUUCUCCCCACCCAAUGGCUCCUCCCCUCUGAGCUCUCAGGCCUGCCUCACUUUGAGGGAGGUGCUUGGGGAAUAUUGCCCGCAUUGGGUGUCAAAAGCCUAUGUCUCCCAUCUCCGCUUCCCCACGUGCUCUCCUGUCUGUAGGUGGCCAAUAGAAAGCUGGUCACCAUUAGCCCUAAUGCCUUGGUUCAUUCAAGCUGCUAUAACAAAAAUACCAUACCCAGGGUAUUUUACAAAUGGCGGAAGUUUACCACUCACAACUCUGGAAACUGGGAACUCCAGGACCAAGGUGCCAGCAGAGUUGGUGUCUAAUGAGGGUUUAGUCUCUGGUUCAUAGAUGGCACCUUCUCUCUGUCUUCCCAUGGUGGAAGGGCUGACAACAUGAAUCCCUUUCCCCUCCUAAAGACCCCAUCCCUUAAACCAUCCCAUUGGGGAUUAGGUUUCAGCCUGGGAAUAUUGAGGGGACACAUUCAGACCACAGCACCUAGAGCUCCUGGUCUCAGGCACGGAGGUUGCCAACUACUGAAAAGGUACAAGUUCCUGUCACUGCCUAUUGUCCUCCUAGACUAAAUGUCAUCUAUCAUUGACAUUUAAAAAUCCCCCACUCCCCUCACCGUGUCUCACAGAGGUGACUGACCUCUUUUUCUGAGAAACAGGACUGUGCUUCCCAAUAGGUCCCUGGAACCUGGGCCAGCCCUGUGUGGCCAGGACAGCCAGACAGCUCCUUCUCUCACCCAUAUCCUGGGUUUGCUCUUAUUUUCAGUGGCUCUGCAGACACUAUGGUGCCCACACCUCCUUGAGGACAGCAAACCCUGGAUGAUGUUUAUCCGUGGGUGUGUCCUGGAAGUGGGAUUGAGGGGUCAGAAUGUCCAGGAACAUCUAGGAGAACAGAAUUGUCCCUAAACACUGCUCACCUUGAGGAGGGAAAAAAAAACCCUCUUCUGUCUUAUCUCAGUGUGCAAUGGUGGCAAGUUGUGUUCAAUCUGCCUUUGUUCCCCUAAGGCAGUGGUUCAAACCUUCCUAAUGCCUCCUAAUGCCGCAACCCUUUAAUACAGUUCCUUGUAUUGUGCUGACCCCCAAUCAUAAAAUUAUUUUCGAUGCUACUUCAUAACUGUAAUUUUGCUACUGUUGUGAAUCGUAAUGUAAAUAUCUGAUACUCA